UCGCGAUCGCGGUUUCGCGUGCUCUGGGGGUUUCGAUCGAUCCAGGGCGGCAAUGCAGCAGGGCGAGAAGAUUUCGGUCGCGAUCCGGGUGAGGCCGCCGAUCAGGCAGGAGCUUGUGAGAGGCAGCCAAUGGAAGCUUGGCGCUAGAACGAUCGCGCUGUACAAUGCGCUCGGCGCUCCUGUGCUGGGUCAAUCCUACAUGUUUGAUCAAAUAUUUACCAAGGAUGCGACCAAUGCGAGUGUGUAUGAGAUCCAUGCCAAGGAUCUCGUUCUAUCUGGGCUUCAAGGAUUCAAUGGAACAAUUUUUGCUUAUGGCCAAACCAGCAGUGGCAAAACCUAUACAAUGCGUGGGUCUGAGCGGGAUCCUGGGCUUAUCCAUCGUGCUAUAUGCGACGUUUUCAGCACCAUUCAGAGUAUACUAGACAGGGAGUUCUUGAUUCGGGUUUCAUACAUGGAAAUUUACAAGGAAGAAAUCAACGACUUGCUUGCUCCUGAAAAUCGGAAGCUUCGGAUACAUGAAAACUCCGUGCGGGGGAUUUUUGUGGCAGGAUUACGAGAAGAGAUUGUGAGCAGUCCAGGUCAGGUCUUUGAGUUCCUCAAAUUUGGAGAAGCUUACCGUCACUUCGGGAAAACCAACAUGAAUGUUUACAGUAGUCGAUCUCAUACCAUAUUCCGCAUGGUAAUUGAAAGCAGGGACAAAACAAACGAUGGUCAAGACGAUGCAUUGGACGCAGUUCGCGUGUCAACUCUCAAUAUGGUAGAUCUUGCAGGCUCGGAGCGUAUCGCCAAAACUGGAGCUGGUGGUGUUCGUCUCAAAGAAGGGACGCAUAUCAACAAAUCCUUGAUGACACUUGGAACCGUUAUCAGCAAGCUUAGUGAAGCUAGUGGCAAGCAAGGUGGACACAUACCAUACCGAAAUAGCAAGUUAACUCGGAUUCUGCAGUCUGCUCUGGAUGGAAAUGCUAAAACUGCCGUCAUCUGCACAAUUACUCCGGAUGAGAUGCAGCUUGAUGAGACACGAGGAACUUUGCAGUUUGCCAGCAGAGCUAAACGGGUUUCAACAUGUGCACAAAUUAAUGAGACAAUCACAGAUGCAGCCUUGCUGAAACGGCAAAAGAAAGAAAUCGAAGUAUUACGAAUGAAACUGCAGGGUACGAGAUCUGAAGUUUUGGAGAAGGAAAUAUUGAACUUGAGGAAUGAUCUGUUAAAGUUCGAGCUAGAACGUGAAAGACUGGCUCUGGAGCUUGAGGAAGAGAAAAAAGCUCAAAAAGAGCGCGAGAUAAGGAUUCAAGAACAGGAGCGAAAGAUUGAAAACCUGAGCACUCUAGUGAUUAGUUCUACGUGGGAUGAUCGCAAACCAUCAAGAAAGAGCAAUCGGCGUGAAACAUGGUGUCCACGCUUUGUCACUCCAAAAUCUCUAAAGGAUUCUGUAAACUUGGAGUCUCCAAUGGUUUCCGCUAGGAAGGAUACAGAUCUUACUCCAGUGGCCUUUGAAAUGCUCUUUGACGACGACAGCAACUUCAACGAUACUCCUCUAGAGGAAACACAAGCGGAGGUGGUUUCAAUUCCGUCAGACUUCGAAAAUGUUGCUGACGAGGAGACGUGGAUAAGUAUGAAUAAAGGGUACGUGAGAAGUGACAAUACGGAUUCAAUGUCUUCUGCUACUGAUAUUGCCGUAAAGAAUUUGGCUGAUGAGUUUGAAUCAUCUGAUUUACAGACACAAUAUGACGUGCUGCAGCAAGCCCUCGUUUCCAAGGACGAGGAGCUGACACGAAUGAGGACAGAGCUUUACUCUUCAAUGUUAGAAAAGAAAUGCUUAGAGGAGGAUUUAUUGCAAGAAGUGCUCUUUCGGCAAGAGCUGGAGAAACACGUCGCACACUUGGAGAAGGAGGCGGUCGUGGGUAUAGCACAUGCAGGGAUUCUGGAGGACGUUUUUAAAGACUGCCGAUCUUUAGUCUUGUCUGCCAUCCAAGAAGCAAAAGACUUUAUGUGGACGGCCAUGCUGGGCGUCAGUGAUAAGCAAACUAACGGGGUCGAGUGUCUGACUUUAGAGAAGGAAAGUGAGUGUAGUGCGCGACAGCAACUCGAACCAAAGGGAAGAUAUACAGACGAAGUUGAGAGAAUGGAUGAGAUUGACCAACAGUGUAAUCUCGACAGGAGAAAGUUUUCUGACGCAUAUUAUUCAAGAAUAACAGAACUCACGGAAACGGAAAUCCAGUUGAAGCAUGUGUUGGAGCAAUGUAUUUCACAGCUGAUGAAUACCAAGAGUGUCAACAAGCUCCUUUUCGCUGAAAACGCCGCGCUUUUAAGUGCCAACGCCAGGUCCCAGGAAACAAUUGAUUUUAUGUACGGGAAGAUUGAGGUUUUGACGGACCGCAUACGUGAGUCCGACGUCCAGAUUCGGCAUUUCAUCUCGAGCUCACAGGUGAAUAGUUUGCCUGUCUUGACAACAAGAAAUUCCGGGAGAUUCGGCACUAAAGCUAUGACGAACCAACGCUGCAACAACAUUACUGGUAUGCUAGUUUUGUUAUUCACAGCAUUCUUCACUCAGGUAGAGAGGGUGAGAUUCCUAGAAGAGCAGCUGGCAGCUGCUUUGAUUAGCGCGAGUUAGUUAAUGUACAGGUAUAAGAAUG
Molecule: messenger RNA, 2633 nt
Organism: Selaginella moellendorffii
Lineage: Eukaryota; Viridiplantae; Streptophyta; Lycopodiopsida; Selaginellales; Selaginellaceae
Product: kinesin-like protein KIN-7L
Exons: 22
Coding region: 53-2611 (852 amino acids)
Biological process (GO): microtubule-based movement
Molecular function (GO): microtubule binding; ATP binding; microtubule motor activity
Source: RefSeq, a predicted model, not a curated record